Molecule: messenger RNA, 1560 nt
Organism: Fraxinus pennsylvanica
Lineage: Eukaryota; Viridiplantae; Streptophyta; Magnoliopsida; Lamiales; Oleaceae
Source: the annotation of a GenBank genome assembly
AUGUCAGAAACUCAACCUGCUAGAGCUGAAACUCAGAAUGCAGCAAGUGAAACUACUAUGCCAGAAAGAAACCUCACUCAGAAUCAUGGACAUCAAAUAAUUACCAGGAGCAAGGCUGGAAUUUUUAAGCUAAAAGUCUAUGCUAGUGUGGCGGCAGAUGAACUGGCUGCAGUUGAGCCAACUGAUGCAAAUGAGGCAUUAACAACCAACCUUAGGGUAUCCAUCUGGAAGCAGAUGGCUGAUGCUGGUAUUAAGUAUGUUCCCUGCAACACAUUCGCGUACUAUGAUCAGGUGCUUGAUACAACUGCAAUGCUCGGUGCUGUUCCCCCUAGGUACAACUGGAGUGGUGAUGAGAUUGGUUUUGACACUUACUUCUCCAUGGCCAGAGGAAAUGCCUCCGUGCCUGCUAUGGAAAUGACCAAGUGGUUCGACACCAACUACCACUUCAUUGUUCCUGAAUUGGGAUCAGAUGUGAAGUUCUCUUAUUCUUCCCACAAAGCAGUGAAUGAGUACAACGAGGCUAAGGCGAUUGGCGUAGAUUCCAUUCCAGUGCUUGUUGGCCCUGUUACAUACUUGUUGCUCUCAAAGCCUGCCAAGGGUGUUGAGAAAACUUUCCCUCUUCUAUCUCUUCUUGACAAAAUUCUUCCUAUCUACAAGGAAGUAAUUGCUGAGUUGAAGGCAGCUGGUGCUUCAUGGAUUCAGUUUGAUGAGCCCACUCUAGUGAUGGAUCUCGAAUAUCACCAAUUGGAAGCCUUCACUAAGGCCUAUGCUGAACUCGAGUCAAGUCUCUCUGGAUUUGAUGUUCUCGUUGAGACCUACUUCUCUGAUAUCCCCGGGGACGCAUAUAAAACACUUACCUCUCCGAAGGGAGUUACUGCUUUUCGUUUUGACUUAGUACGCGGCACCAAGACUUUGGAUUUGAUAAAGAGUGGAUUCCCUUCUGGAAAGUACCUGUUUGCCGGAGUGGUUGAUGGACGAAACAUUUGGGCUAAUGAUCUGGAUGCAUCUCUCAUCACCCUGAAGUCUGUAGAAGGCAUUGUGGGGAAGGGAAAGUUGUCCAAAUAUUUUGCUGCUAACAAGCUCGUUGUCUCCACCUCCUGCUCACUUCUCCACACUGCUGUCGAUCUGGUUAAUGAACCUAAGCUUGACACAGAAAUUAAAUCAUGGCUUGCAUUUGCUUCCCAAAAAGUUAUUGAAGUAAAUGCUUUGGCAAAGGCAUUGACGGAUCAGAAAGACGAGUCCCCUAAAUUAUGCUUUUCUUUGUCUCUCACAUUAUUAUUGACCCUGCACAUUUGGCUGCUGUUCACUUUUCACGCAUUCUUCUCUGCCAAUGCUGUAGCCCAGGCCUCAAGGAAAUCCUCUCCAAGGGUGACUAAUGAAGCUGUCCAAAAGGCUGCUGCUGCUUUGAAAGGUUCUGACCACCGUCGUGCCACUGAUGUCAGUGCUAGACUGGAUGCUCAACAGAAGAAGCUUAACCUUCCAAUCCUUCCAACCACUACAAUUGGAUCCUUUCCUCAGACCAUCGAUCAACACAGUUGUCAAGCUUCAGGAAGAGCUUGA